AUGUCUGUCACCGUCGAGAUCGUACCCACAGCAGACUGCGUCGCGAUGGUCGGCGACGCCAAUACCUUCACAUCCUACUCACUUUCAGGCAAUGUCGUGAUCAAUUACGAGAAGUCGCUCGUGCGAUCUCUGCUACCUGUCUUGCAGCCGCUUUUUUAUACGGUUAUCUCCAUUGAUAUCUUCUUCGAGGGUCACCAAGAUGUCCUUGAUCGAUCGGGCGGGCUGGCGUCCACCGCCAUUUGCCGCAUCCAGCAAUCACUCAUCCCCCCCGGCUCUCUUCCCGUAGUGCUCUCCCCAAUCGUUCACACUCUUGGGAUCCCCUUCGAACUCGCCGUCCCCUCAUGGCUCCCCCCCACCUGGAUGGGUCGGGAUGGCAUCACCGCCUACUCCCUGUUCUGCAAAGUCAAGGCCACGCCACAUUAUUCAGCGUCCGACCUCCUUCUCCCGCACAGCCCGAGCACGAUUGAAUUGGGAAACAUCUACCCCUUGUCGGGAGGGCGGAGCUUGAAGCGUGCAAGGAGUAUUUGGUGCCUCGGCCGAUCCGGGCACACCAAGUCCACACUGAGAACCAUCGAGGCUAAGCCGGUCAGCAUCGCCGUCGGUCGAUUCCGCACACCUCAGUCCCAAAUCGACAUGCAGGAAGAAUGUUGCGCACUCUUCCCGCACACAUAUUACAUCCUCGAGCCGAAGCUGAGGAUAACCCCCGAUAUGCUCUCCGAUGCCGCCCAGGUCAAGCUGCUCAAUAGCCUCGUCCUGCAUAUUGGUGUACCAAGCUUUGUCGGCGUCCAGGAGACUAAGGUGCCCGUAUAUUGUGCGAUCAAGUCGACCAUCAGCAAAGAACUCUUGAAAGAGAGGAAGUUCGAGGUCACCAAGGUUUCCUUCAACAUACAGCAGGUCGAGUCGUAUCAGACACCCAUGGAUCCCGAGUUUGAGGCAAACCACCCACUGCCCCCGGCUGAAGAACAUCCCCCAAACAUGCCUCUGAUGGCACAAAACAUCUUCACCUCGCUCAACGCCUGCGGCCUCCUACCCAAGUCAUCCAACGACGCUCGAUGGGAAAGGCAUUGCGAGCUAUCGAAGCAUGAUGUUACGCACACGUUUGACCACCCGCUCUCCCAGGGACACUGUAAGAUCAACCUGAAUAUUCCUAUCGUCCAAGAGGAGACAGGCGAGGACACAGUCACCAUUUGGCCGGACAUGGAAUCGCCUUACUGCCAGGUUCAUCACUGCAUCUACAUGUCCAUCGACUGCCAAUACGUGGAUGAUUUGGGCCAACUCCACACAGAGAACUUGGCCGGCACCGUUCCCCUCCGCUUCACCGCCGUCGCAACCAGUCGGAGCGUCUCUCCCGUCUCGCCAAGCUUCAGUGUACGGAACAUAGACUGCUUCCAGCCGCGCGUACAGAAGGACGGUAGUCCGACCAGGCCUCUCCCUCCUGUGCCGGCGUACGGCCAGAUAUUCGAUGAGAAUGGCGAGACUCGCAUGGCCGACCCUCUCCCAAAGUACGAGCCUAGGAGGUCGAACAGCACGAGAUCGACCAGCAGUUCGUCAUCUAGCGGACUGAGCAGCUCCAGUGGAUGCGGACCUGAGACUCCGUUGACCCGAUAUGGCAAAACCAGCAUAGGCAGCUGUUGUGCUCCAAUGUCAGUGCACACCCCGCCGAGAAGGCAUCACGCGAUGGCUAUCGCGGUCUGA
Messenger RNA from Dacryopinax primogenitus, 1695 nucleotides. RefSeq lists its product as uncharacterized. Lineage: Eukaryota; Fungi; Basidiomycota; Dacrymycetes; Dacrymycetales; Dacrymycetaceae. The transcript is spliced from 3 exons. The record is from RefSeq and is a predicted model, not a curated record. Bases 1 to 1695 code for a protein of 564 amino acids.